AUGGGAGGGAGGUCGUUCUUCUGCAUCUUCAGCUUCUCACGCAAGUCGAGGCGUUACUCCGUCGACGACGAGGCGAGCGACAGCGGCUGGGAGGUCCCGGCGAGGCUGCGCAAGGUGCGUUCCAGCGACGAGGACAACGGGUGGUGGGUCGGCGAGCGCGACGUCGACCAGAAGGCCUCCGACUUCAUCGCCACCUUCCACCAGAGGCGCCUCGUCGUCUAG
This is a messenger RNA of Miscanthus lutarioriparius, 222 nucleotides long. The record is from the annotation of a GenBank genome assembly. NCBI's taxonomy places the organism in Eukaryota, Viridiplantae, Streptophyta, Magnoliopsida, Poales, Poaceae.